GGCUGGGGGGUGGGCAGAGUUGGGGCAGAGCGAGUCGGGUUAGAGCUAAACUGAAGCUGAAGCUGGAGCCUGAGCAAGAUUGCUCCGUGUUCUCAGUGACAGCGCUGAGUCGUCUGCGUUACAGUGGGACGCUAUCCUGCGUGUGUAGUUUACCUAUGGACAACAGUACGUUGUUUAUGACGAGUGCUAUCAGGUUAGCUAAAUUUGUUGUUACUCGGAGAUACCAAGCCAAAUAAAGCCAAUACCGGACUAUUCGCAAAAAGAAAGCUGUCGAGCUAGCGCGCUAGCACAGGCCUUGUACCAGACCUCGGGAUAUAUGUAACUGCACAUCCGACGCCUUGAACGUCAGGGGCGGAUUCGAUGGCAGCACAAGGACCGUUUUUUCUGACCGACUCCGCUGAGUGAAAAGCGAGACUUGUUUUUUUUAUUUAUUUUUAAAAAAAGCAAAUAACCCGGUGUAUUUUCCUAGAAUACUGCUUUUUAUUAUUUAUUAUCGCCUUUAGUAAAUGGCAUUUAGAUAAUUACCACCAGUAGGUCUUAGCAUUUAGCUUUGCUUGUUAGCAAGCUAGCAUGCUAACUCUGAAUAGCGAGUCGUUAACUGGUGUUUCUGGUUAGACGUGACUUUCACCAGCUUCUUUGGUAGUUUAAUUGGCAGUAUGGAUGUGCGUAGUUCAUUCUUCUCGAUUCCAGGCGUCCCUAGCCGCUGCAGCCCCGAAAAGCUCGCUUUAAUACGCCUGGCUUAGCUGGAGAUGCCAGCGGGCGGAAAUCUCUCUUUUUCCAUAGCUUGCACCCUGUCAAGAAGGGGUAGAAGUGACCUCGGUUCCAGCUGGAUCCGGCCGGGCACAAGGGUGCUCCCAAGAGACCAGCUCUCAGCUCACCUUUGUGCAAAUGAGAGGAAGGAUGGGCACCCAGGGUAGCCCCGUCAAGAGCUAUGACUACCUUCUGAAGUUCCUGCUGGUUGGAGACAGCGACGUGGGGAAAGGCGAGAUCCUAGACAGUCUGCAGGAUGGAUCUGCAGAGUCACCAUAUGCCUACAGCAGUGGGAUUGACUACAAAACCACAACCAUUCUGCUGGACGGGAGAAGAGUCAAACUGGAGCUGUGGGACACCUCGGGACAGGGCAGGUUCUGCACCAUCUUCAGGUCCUACUCCAGAGGUGCUCAGGGAAUCUUGCUGGUGUAUGACAUCACCAAUCGCUGGUCCUUUGACGGUAUUGACCGCUGGAUCCGUGAGAUUGAUGAGCAUGCCCCUGGUGUGCCACGCAUCCUAGUGGGCAACCGACUGCACCUGGCCUUCAAGCGGCAGGUGCCCACGGAGCAAGCCCGCGCCUACGCUGAGAAGAACGGAAUGACCUUUUUCGAAGUGAGCCCCUUGUGCAAUUUCAACGUCAUUGAGUCCUUCACAGAGCUGUCCCGCAUCGUACUCAUGAGACACGGCAUGGAGAAGUUCUGGAGACCCAACCGAGUGUUCAGCCUCCAGGACCUGUGCUGCCGUGCCAUCGUGUCUUGUACACCUGUCCACCUGAUCGACAAGCUGCCCCUGCCUGUGGCCAUCAAGAGCCACCUCAAGUCCUUCUCCAUGGCCAACGGGAUGAACGCAGUCAUGAUGCACGGUCGCUCUUACUGGCCCACACUGACCACCACCACCGGGAGCAGCAAGGGUAACAGCCUUAAGCGCUCCAAGUCUGUCCGGCCUCCCCAAAGUCCACCUCAGAAUUGUGCCAGGAAUAACUGCAAGAUUUCAUAGCAUGUCGCUGUGGGGCCCCGAGCCCCCAAUCAUUACCUAUCACCUUUCAGAGACUGCAUUGCCAGAACCAUGGACUGGCCCUGGAUGGGGCCCAUCUCCUCCUAUGAAGACCCUGUCCUGCCUGGGGCCAUGUGGUCGGACCCAGGGUCUUUCUCCUGCAGCCACCACAGUUAGCUAUCCAUCCAUCCAUCCAUCCAUCUCAAUGGCUCCUCCAACCCUCUGGAGCCGUUCAACACUAUAGCUAGUUGGAACUACUUCUCUGCAUUUUAUUUUAAUACAGUAUUUACACUUGAUAUUUAAUGGAAACAGAUUCUUGGCUGUGGUCAGUUUGCUUUAUUUUGUAAUGAAAUUUUGCACUGAAAUUCCUCAUGUGCUUGUAGAUGGUUCAGAUGGCACCUUUUAGCCCUGUGCUUGGAACAGGUGAACGUUAUCUGCCUGCCCCUGAGGAUGUCUGCGCUUUGCUCUCAGAUGUUGGGGUUUCUUUUCUGGUUUUUCUUUUCUAUAAGAGAUCCACACUCUUCUGAUGAUUGGAAGCUGUACACAACGCACUACUGAACAAUAUUGUGCCGCACAUCGGGUAACCCAGCUGACAAGCUGCUCCUGUCUCAUUCUCCUCCACACUUGACCCUGGGAACGUGGUCUUGGAGUACGGCUGUUCCAACUGACCUAUGUUGGCAGCAGGAGGUCGAGAACCUCAAGUGCUCCAGAUUAAUCUGGCCAUCCUGAAGACCCCUCAGAAUGGAGCCGCAGAUUAGCGUCUGACGUAUUAUGGCAGUGAAGGCCGUGAGCAGACUCUGAUCUUUACUUAUCCGUUCUCCAUCUUCCCUGAUCUCAUUUCUGUUUGGUUCUAUUUACAUUUUCUUCAUUUUCAUUAUAAAGGUGACUAGAGUUUUAGAACGAGGUGAUGGUGAGUCUUAUUAAAAUGUGGUACAGUUUUACAGAUCUUCAUACUAGGUUCCCCAGUUAAUUCAGUCUGAACACAAUCCUUAUAGCAUUAUUCUUAUUUUAGAAAAUUGACCCCUUUUUUUGUGUAAAAAAAAAAAAAAAAAAAUUUUUUUUUUUUUUUUUUUAAAUCAAGAUUUCACCCUUGAUUAUUAUUUGGAGAGCUGGGGUUAAAGUUCAUUUUUAUGGAUGUAGCCAAGCAGAGCAUGUAUUUUUGAGAUUAAAAGGAAAUCUUUAAUCUGUUUGUGGGGAAGAAACUUCUUUCCCUGGUCCCUAGAGUAGAAUUUAUAGAAAAUCACUAAUCCAAGUGCACCAGGAACUGCGCAUGUAUGUGUAUAAACAGUAUAAUGUAUAAUAGCUGUAUGUGGUGGAGCGAAACACCAUGAAAAGCUACUGCUCUGCAGCACAUGCAUAGGACUGGACCUCAGAUACCCUCCAGUUACCAAGUAAACUCAAGUCAAUAACUCGGGUGAAACACGACGGGGCCCAAGUGUGUCAGAGCACAAGUCCUGUUUGUUUUACCCUUUUGCCUCUGUGUAGCCGCCAUCCUUGGCUGGGGAGAGUUUUAUGAAAGGAUGAGCUGUUAAUUGGGGUCCAGUUCAGGCGCUUAAAUAAUAAAGGUGAAGUGCCCCCUUAUUUGCCAUCAUUCACUCUGCCUAAUGAACAUGCUUGUUAACACAGCCAGGCCUCAUUCCCAGUCCUUCCAGGCUGGUUUUCAGCUGAAUGCAUGGGUCUGUUUUUGUAACCUUCCACAUCACACUGAUGACUUCAGCUAAACUCCUUUGCCUUUCUGCCAUUAACUCAUUCACUCAUCAGUGUUUCAGUAGCCUGCACGGCCGGCCUUCCUCCGCCAAAUCCACUACUGGGGAAAUGCAGAGAGGCCUGCAACUGUUUCAUAGUCGCAAUAUUUUAAUAGAUAUCUCUUUUUCAUACAAAAUGAACUGUUUUCCCUUAGAACAGUAACUGAGUAUUAGGGUUGUGCUUCUUAAAUGCACGAUGUAUACAGCUUGAAGUUAGAUCAGUUCAUCUUCAGAAAAGCUUCAAUAGAUCAACAGAAUGAAAGCCAAGUAGGUGGCUCCGUCUGUGAAUUAAGCAGAGAGCGGUUUUGUUAAUGAGGUUGCCGGUGUGCCGGCUUCUAGACCCCUUAAAAGCAGCUGUAUGCCUGCUGAUAUCAUUACUCACUGCUCGUCUAUGGAGCUUCGUCUGUUAAAAUGCGCUCUGGUGUUUUUCCUGCUUUCAUUUAGGUAUUUUUCCUGUCGCUGUAGCAAAGCUUCACGGUGUAAUAUUGUAAUUAUCCUGUUAUUUAAUUCAUUUCUGGUAUGCCCUUUCAGGGAUCGUCUUGUGUUUUGCACAGAGCCUCACAAACUCUUGCUCUUUGGUUCCCCCCCCCCCACCCCUCGCGGUUCUCCUCUCUGACCCCCACCUCCCCGAAACUCAGGGACCAAUCGCCCCCGCUUCUGCAAGCCCUGUCUGUGACGCCAGGCUAGCACUGGCUGAGUCGGGUUUCCUAAGGACAUGUAUUAUAAUUAAGUUCCUUUUAUGAAGAGCAACUGUCUCUUGUUUUUGUGGGUUAAGUAGCCGUGUCUGUUGCCGUUUACACCCAGUGUAGGAGUGAGAGGGCAGUGUGAGAUCCAGGAAUCAGGAUGAGCUUUUCUGGCCCCAUGCCCUGACCCCGCAGGCUCUCGCUGCAUCAGCCCUGCCCCUCCACUACUCCUGCAUACCUGCCUGUUACAGAAGUCUUGCAGCAGUGUUACGUUUAAAGUCUUCCUCCUUGGACUGAGCCAUUGGGAUGUAUGUACGCCCGGUGGGGUCCCCAGACCUCGCAGGUCCCCUGCACGGCUGGCAGGGAGCAGAUUCCUGUGCCCCCGUGCUAAUCAGGGAGAUUUGCCAUGUUAAGCAAUGUACCUUAUCCUCGGGGAUGAAGUAAAACACACUUCUGUGACCAUGGCUUGUAAAUGCAAUUAACAGCCCAUGAAGCUCCUCCAAUUUCGUCCAUUUGAGUUGUAUUUCCCUGUAAUUUUAAAGGUGAAUGGUCGGAUUUUUUAUUUUAUUAUUUUUUUUGUUUAAGCAACUUGGCUUGACUGUAACAUUCCUUAUUUGUGUGUAGGAUGUGGGGGAAGGGGGGGGGGUGUUCAUUUACAACAGCUAGUUUGGUCUUUGCUAUUUUUCCAUUUUCCGUGUUAUAUAAAGGGAACUGUAAUAAUAUUGUGGUUAGAGUAAAACACUAUCUUACUUUGAUUUAAGCUGCUGGGUAACUUAAAUGAAGAAUGCUUUGUAAUUAAACACAACUUUUUUAAUCAUUUUGGAUUGUACAGUUCGUAUUAAAUGGAAGUACUUUUCCCCCAAAUAAACCUCCAAAUAUUUUA
Messenger RNA from Paramormyrops kingsleyae, 5054 nucleotides. RefSeq names its product ras-related protein Rab-40C. The record is from RefSeq and is a predicted model, not a curated record. Lineage: Eukaryota; Metazoa; Chordata; Actinopteri; Osteoglossiformes; Mormyridae. Gene Ontology annotation, biological process: intracellular signal transduction. Gene Ontology annotation, molecular function: GTPase activity; GTP binding.